Messenger RNA from Macrosiphum euphorbiae (potato aphid), 285 nucleotides. The record is from the annotation of a GenBank genome assembly. Lineage: Eukaryota; Metazoa; Arthropoda; Insecta; Hemiptera; Aphididae.
AUGCGUGCUAAUACAUCUUGUAAAAAUACAGUUUAUGACAUUUUAUAUGGAAACGUAACUUCAAAAGUAAUGGAAUAUGGAAAAAUAAAGGAAGAUGAAGCAGGACAAACAUUUGAAACAAUGACAAAAUUAAAAGUAAAAAGUUGUGGUUUAUUUAUCGAUAAAGAUAUUUCAUACUUGGCUGCUAGUCCUGAUGGUUUAAUAAUUGGUGAAAAUGCUAUAAUCGAAAUAAAGUUUUUAUUCAGUAAAAGACUAUUUACACAUUUGAGACCCUAUUGUAAAUAA